CCUCUCCUUUCUCCUCUCCUCUCCUUUCCGAGGGGCUCCUUUAUAAAUCAAAUCCGCCGUCCCCGGGUCCUCCUUCCUUAUUGGUCGGGGGGAGUCGUUACCUCACUCCGGGGCCGGUGACGCGGCGUCUUCGCGUAUCCUUCACGCGCGUCUCUCCUCGUGUCUUAGUGAGAGUCUUCAGUCGGUCGGAGAGAGAAACGGGAUCGGUGCCGGACGGACCGGGUGCGCUCGAUACUGAACACGUCCCGUCCCGGAGGAGAGCUCUCUCUCUCUCUCUCUCUCACACACUUUCCCUACAAGUCUCUCUCUCUCUCGCUCUCUCUCACGCGCACACGCCCGCGCGCGCGCACGCUCUGCGCCCGUCUCCACUUGGCUGUGGUAAAUUACGGCAUUGAUCUCAACGAGGAGUGCGGAUCUGUGUCUCGUGUUUUCUCCUUUUCUUCGACGGACCGACUUGGAGGAACGCUCCGGGGAGAGAGAAGUAACUCUGUGAGGACCCCUGGUCAUGUCCGUUUAGCUGCCCUGCGUGAUGCCUGAUCAUGACAGCACCGCCCUCCUAACCAGACAGACCAAGCGCCGACGCGUCGACAUCGGGGUGAAAAGAACUGUGGCCAGUACGUUAUUCAGCCACGCCAGGGAGACCCUGUUCGAAAGCAUGAACCAAUCACACGGCCCGAACCAGGACGGCGACUGCUCGCUGCUCGGUCACGGACACGCCAACGGCGACGGGGAGAAGUCGAACGUUUUGAGGAAGUUGCUGAAGAGGGCCAACUCGUACGAAGACGCCAUUAUGCCUUUCCCCGGGGCGACCAUCAUCUCUCAGCUGCUGAAGAACAACAUGGGGAAGAAUGGGGGGAGUGACUCUGGCUUCCAGGGGAGUGGAGCUCUGUCCAGCGGAGGCUCCGAGAUCCACGCCGAGGACGCCUGCAGCAACUCGUCCCGCGACAGCCCGUCCGACUGCCUCUCUCCCGGGCCUCCUCUGGCCCCUCCGCCUUCCUCCUCCUCCUCCUUCGGGCGACCGCCGCCCCCCUCGAGCCUCAACCCCCACGCCCCCUCUCAGCCCCUCUCCCUCUCCACCUUCGACUUGGACCGGCUGUCGGACGAGCACCUCCGCGCCAAGCGCGCCCGCGUGGAAAACAUCAUCCGAGGCAUGAGUCACUCGCCGCUGGUCCGGCCCAACGGCGACCACAACCCGGAAGGCAACCGCGAAAACGAGAACCGCAGCAACGGCAGCAACGACCACCGGCGAGACGGCAGCGGACGCAACGCCGGCGGCCGCAGCCACAGCCGGAGCGACGGCCCUUCGUCCCUCCUGAGCUCGCCGGGCUCCCGGGGCGGCGUGGGCGGCGUCGGCGAGGUCUACAGGGAGAAUAAGAGGAAGCAGCGCCUGCCACAGCAGCAACACAGCUUCACCCAGCUCGUGUGCUCCCGGCAGGAGCAGCGGCAGGAAGAGAGACGGCAGCUCAAGCUGCAACUGGAGGACAUGCAGAAACAGCUGCGCCAACUGCAGGAGAAGUUCUACCAGAUCUACGACUCGGAGACGGAGGAAGAGGACGACAACGGCGGAGAGGCCGACCGAGGCGGAGAAAGAGAGGAGGACGGCAACUUGUCCGAGGACAGCAUCCGCUCCGACGGCCUGGAGGAGAGGCACCGGGGCCGAGGGCGCCGCGGCAACGACGACCUGUCCGAGCUGGACCCGGGCCUGUUCCUGGACCGGGCCCGGGCCCUCCUCCGAGAACAGGCCCUGAUAGACAGAGAAAUGGAGGAGGAUGUGGACGGCAGGGGGGAGGUGGAGAGGAAUGUCGAGCGGGUGAUGAAGAGGAGAGAAAGAGGGGGAGGAAGGCAGCUGGCGGAGACGCUGAAGCAGGAGCUGAACUGCGCCGUGUCGCAGGUCGUCGACACCGUCGUCAAGGGCUUCUCCUCGCCCAAGCAGGCCGUCGGCCACCACCACGGCUGCCACGGCAGCACGCCGGCGGCGCCCUCCUCUUCCUCCAACUCGUCCUCUUCUGGUCCUCCCCCUUUCGGCCCCCUCACCUCCCUCACCCCGGACUCGCGCUUCGGCGGCGGCGGCGGCGCCCUGACGCUCAGCAUGAACGGCGACGGCAGCCCGACCCCGAACUACCACGCCUCCGGCCAGCGGCUGCACUGCUUCGGCGACGUCAUCGUGCCGAGCCCGCUGGAUUCAUUCGGCGGUCUGAGCGGCCGGCUGAGCGGUUUGCCGACGGCGUGCGACCAAACCGAGGCGCUGCCGCUGGUGGUGCGCAAGAGCGGCGGAGGAGAGAACACUAUCCCCUCUCACCCUCCCCCGCCCCCUCACCACCCCUCCCUCCACCCCUCUCCUCUCACGGCCUCGCUCGGGUUCAGCCCUCCGUCCUUUCGCCACCCAUUCCCUCUCCCCCUCAUGGGUUACCCCUUUCAGAGCCCCCUUUCACACGGCGGUGGAGCCGGCUACCAUCCGGGGCCCAAGGACCAUCAUCGGUCCUCCCCCGAUUCUAUGGACUUGACCCGGGAAGCUGUCAGCCUCAGAACCAAAAUGGCGUCCUUCGGCGGGGGUCAUCUCGGCCACCACCACCACCACCACCACCACAGGCAGAGCUCACCGGGCCAGCACGGGCCGGAGGGUCUGUCCCUGUCCCUCAUCAAGUCUGAGUGCGGGGACCUGCAGGACAUGGCCGACAUGUCGGCUUACUCAGGCAGCACCAUUCAGGAGGGCUUGUCUCCGAACCACCUGAAGAAGGCCAAGCUGAUGUUCUUCUACACCCGCUACCCGUCCUCCAACAUGCUCAAAAUAUUCUUCUCGGACGUCAAGUUCAACCGCUGCAUCACCUCCCAGCUGAUCAAGUGGUUCAGCAACUUCCGGGAGUUCUACUACAUCCAGAUGGAGAAGUUCGCCCGGCAGUGCAUCAACGAGGGCGUGACCGCCACCGACGAGCUGGUGGUGAGCCGCGACGCCGAGCUCUUCAGGGCGCUCAACAUGCACUACAACAAGGCCAACGACUUCGAGGUUCCUGAACGAUUUCUGGAGGUUUCCCAGGUGACUCUCCGCGAGUUCUUCAACGCCAUCGUGGCCGGAAAGGACGCGGACCCGUCCUGGAAGAAGGCCAUCUACAAGGUGAUCUGCAAGCUGGACAGCGAGGUUCCCGACGUCUUCAAAUCCCCCAACUGCCUACAAGAGCUCCUCCACGACUGAGGAAGGAAGGAAGGAAGGAAGGAAGGAAGGAAGGAAGGAAGGAAGGAAGGAAGGAACCCUCCUGGAGGAAGACCGGAAAGGGAACUGGUCUUCAGUCCAGAGACUCGGAGCGGUUCUCCUCAGGAGGCUCCUGGAGAGGUUUGUCGAUGGUUGUUUUUGGUCAGCCCGACUUUUAAAGACAUGUUUUAUAAAGGAAGAAGGACCCAGUGGAGCGAGCAAGAGGCCGCUGAGACUUUUAUGAAUGAAAGCAACAAACAAAGCCGCGAGAAAGGAACCGGAGAAGCUCCUCCGUCUCCUCUCUCUCCUCCUCCACCUCCCUCCUCCUUCCGGUGGGAGGAAGAUGACGGAACUAAAAAUAAAGAUGAUAAUAUAUUACAAACAAAAACAAAAAAAAAAGUCUUUUUAUUGUGGAUGUUUUUAAGUUACACGGACAUUUUUUUUUUUUUUUUGAAGGAAAAAAAAAAAAGGUGAUGUUUCUUGUAUUUUUUCUCCUUUGUAUAAGCUUAGUCUUCUAUGGACCCUCAGUCACUCGCAUAGACACACACACACACACACACACACACACACACACACCUCUUGAAUAGGAAAGCACAGUAGCGUUCCCCCUCACCUGAACCCAGACAAACUGGACACAAAUAAAACUUUGUUGUUGUUUAUUUCCCUUCUUUUGCCCCCUCCUCUUUUUACUCCUCCCCCCUUCAUACUGUACUGAGACUUACUGGGUGUUUGUUUUGACUGUGUGCCCCCCCCCCACACCCCCACACCCCCACCCUGACCCCCUUCCCAUGGCCGCCCCUCUUGGCCCACGUUGCAUUCAGGCACCCAGAGCAUCGAUGACAAAAAAAGAAAAACGUGUAUUCUAUUUUAAUAAAUCCCAUAGAUACUACUCAGUCGAUAUCUGACAGUCUUUUAAAAAUAUAAUUAGUUUUGGAUGCUUCAUUUGACCAUUAUGUUUCUCAUAAUAUAGAAUAUAAAAAUCCCAUUUGCAUCAAUUUGUUUAGUGCAUUGUAACUCUUUGUCAAUAAUACUAUUAAUUCCAGUUCCCUGUGCAUGAUGCAAACACAAUAAUCAUUCACAGUGCAUCUUUUGUCGCCGGUGAACCAAACUUCUUGGUCAACAUGUCUGAUUCGAAGCCUCCGUGGUUAUAAAAGCAGAUUGUUGUCGUUGCUCUGGGGGUCCGGGGGGGGGGGCGGCUGCACCGGCCGGGUCACGUGUGAAGUGUUUAAGGUUUUAACAGCAGAAAAAAAUAAGAAAGGACAAAAUGCUGAUAUUUGUAGCUUGUAUAGAUGUAACAAUUACUCUGAUAUUGUUAUUAUUUAUAAUUGAAAUAAUUAUUCCUAUUAAUGUUAUUCUGAUGAUGGUUAUUAUUAAUGCUUGCUACAGAUUUGACCAGUGGUUUGACUUAUUGUUUAUCCAUCACACUGCAACAUGAAAUAAAUUAUUCUUUG
Messenger RNA from Cyclopterus lumpus (lumpfish), 4638 nucleotides. RefSeq names its product prospero homeobox protein 1-like. Gene Ontology annotation, molecular function: DNA-binding transcription factor activity, RNA polymerase II-specific; RNA polymerase II cis-regulatory region sequence-specific DNA binding. Gene Ontology annotation, cellular component: nucleus. Bases 530 to 3190 code for a protein of 886 amino acids. The transcript has 7 exons. NCBI's taxonomy places the organism in Eukaryota, Metazoa, Chordata, Actinopteri, Perciformes, Cyclopteridae. Gene Ontology annotation, biological process: regulation of transcription by RNA polymerase II. The record is from RefSeq and is a predicted model, not a curated record.